Molecule: messenger RNA, 1633 nt
Organism: Capsella rubella
Lineage: Eukaryota; Viridiplantae; Streptophyta; Magnoliopsida; Brassicales; Brassicaceae
Product: FBD-associated F-box protein At5g56370
Exons: 4
Coding region: 223-1497 (424 amino acids)
Molecular function (GO): protein binding
Source: RefSeq, a predicted model, not a curated record
UUGAAAACUUAGCUAGCUCGACUCUUAAAUUCCGAUCUCUGGUUAGCGUUGUGAGAACUAUUUUGUAAUUGUGUCGAAAUUCGGUUGCGAUCAAUAAGCAAAUCUAUAAUUUCCAUCAUAAAAUUAAAUUUGUGUUGGAUCUCUAGCAUCAAAUGAUGGGCACAAGGCAUGAUUACUAGUUAGUGUUCCAAGUAAAAUCACUGGAUUAAAAGAGAGAGUCCUAUGGACAGGAUCAGUUCCUUGCCAGAUGAAUCCCUGUUGCAGAUACUUUCAUCACUUAACACAAAAGAUGUCUUGAAGACAAGUUUAUUGUCUAAGCAAUGGCGGAACCUUUGGAAGUGGGUUCCUAAACUCGAGUACCUCGAUUGUGGUAAUACGAAUGCUACUGAUCAUGGAAAAUUUAUGAGGUUUGUGGACAGGUCUUUGCUAUUAAACAAGGCUCCAGUCUUAGAGAGGUUGAGUUUCAAGUCUUUUAGCAAAUCCAGUGAUAUAGAUAUCGGGUUUUGGGUUAGAGUUGCAGCGGAACGAGAUUUACGUGAUUUCGACUAUUCCUCAGCUCCCUAUAGUGAGCCUAUAAGAUUACCUCAAAGCCUGUUUACGUGCGGAACACUCGUGGUACUUAAACUCGACAGUGUAUCGCUUGAGGAUGUUAAAUUCCCGGUUAGUUUCCCCUUACUCAAAACAUUGCACCUUCGUUCGGUGAUAUUCUUAGACGAUGAAUCCCCUCAGAAGCUUCUAUCAAGCUGCAAAGUUCUUGAAGUCUUGGUCGUGAAACGAGUAACUGAAGACAAUGUAAAGAGCUUUUCUAUUACGGUGCCUUCACUCCGAAAGUUAAUCUAUCUCAAUGUAAAUUCCGGUGAAGGCCUGUUUGCGUUGAAUGCCCCUUCUUUGAAGAGCUUAGAGAUCGACGGUAUUGGUCACAAAUGUAUGAUUGAGGAAAUGCCUGAGAUCGUGUCUGCAAAUGUACAAAUCUAUAGGAACAGUGAAAAUAUCCUAGCUUCUCUUACAUCAGUCAAACGCCUCUCGCUGUGCUUUCACUUAGUGUCGCGGUUUCCUACUGGUAAAAUCUUCCAUCAGCUUGUAGAGUUGGAGGUUUGCACAUGCAAUCCAAAACGGGAUCUACUUAUGUCUCUUCUCAAACAUUCUCCAAAACUACGAGCUCUCAAACUCUUUGAGCGACACGACUACAGAAAUACUUGGGAAGAGGUAUAUAAUUGGGGUGAGCCCAAAUCUGUUCUUAGAAGGUUGAAGCUCGGACUUGAAACUUUGGAGUGGGGCAACUACAGAGGAUGGAACAAAGAGAAAGAACUCGUGAGGUUUGUCUUCAAAAAUUCAAGGAGCUUGAAGAAAGCGACUUUUUCACCUGUAGCCACCACCACUACGGAGGAGAAAAACCGGAUGCUUCAAGAGUUGACAGCUUUGGCUAGAGUUGCAACAUGUCAGCCCGUCUUUGGCUCAGUAUCGCAUAGCAGUUCAAUAAAUCCGUUUUCUCUUUAAUCAAAGUCUGAACCCCUUCAGGAUUCUAAACUUGCUUUGUUGCAGUUCUCUAAACUUAAACCUUAUGCUCUGUUUCUCUUCUUUUCUAAACUUUUCUCUGUUUCUCCUCUUUUCUAAACUUGCUCUGUUUCUCUUC